GGGAGGGAGAGAAGAAAGGAAAAAGGGCAGAGCCAGGGUGGGACUGGAAUUUAAAUGCGGGUCUCUGCCUAGGCUGGAUGCCAGGGGCACCAUGGACACUGUCAGAUACAGCCAGUGGGAGAGCAGCCCUGAGGAAGUCCCCGGAGGAGGGCUCGGGCCACCGGUCACCUGUGUUCUCCUAGGGCCCUGGGGACGCUGGGAGUACUUCCGGCCAAGAGUUUGCCUCCUAGCUCUGGCUGUCCUGGCGGUCACAGUGCUGUGGGCUCUCAUUCUGAGCAUCCUCUUGUCCAAAGCCUCCACCGACCGCGGAGCGCUGCUUGACCGCCAGGACCUGCUGAGGACAAACGCUUCGGAGCAGACGGUGGUGCUGGGUGCCUUGAAGCGGGAGGUCGGAGCCUGCAGGAGCUGCUGCAACGCCACGAAGGCGACGCUGCUGGAGGCUGUGGCGGACCUGCGGAAGGCAGAGGCGACGCUGCUGGAGCAGAAAAGCGCCCUGGAACAACUGCGCCAGCGCGUGACCCAGGACUUGGCCACAGCGGGCCGGGACCGCGAGAACAUCCGUAACGAGCUGUUCCGGGAGCUGGAGAACGCCAGGCUCCAGAACAGCUCCUGCGAGCAGUGUCCCACCUCGUGGCUGCCCUUCCGGGGCUCCUGCUACUAUUUCUCGGAGCCACAAGCUACUUGGCCGGAGGCGGAGCGCAACUGCUUGGGCAACGACGCGCACCUGGUGAUCAUCGGCGACCUGGACGAGCAGGGCUUCGUGACUCGGCACACGCGAGACCGCGGCUACUGGCUGGGCCUGAGGGGUGUGCGCAGCGCGGGCCGGAUCCAGAGCUACCAGUGGGUGGACGGAGUCUCGCUGGGCUUCAGCCACUGGAAUUUGGGGGAGCCCAAUGACUCUCGGGGGCAAGAGGACUGCGUCAUGCUGCUUCACACGGGGCUGUGGAACGACGCGCCUUGCAGCAGCGAGCUGGACGGCUGGAUCUGCGAGAAGCGGCGCCGCUGCUGAGCUGGCCCCGCCCCCGCCGCGCCCCGCCCACCCCAGGGCGUGUCCCGGUAGCUGCGCAUGCUCGGGGAGCGUACACCCAGUCCUUGCCGCAUCCACCACUACGGAGAACCCCGCAGUGCCGCACAGCCCUGUCUAGGGCCUGGGCCCAGAGACCUCUGCUCCAACCUCACCGAAACCCUCUACAUUCUGACCUAACCUAACUUCCACCAGCUCCAAAAUCCCUGCUCCUGCACCUGGUCAUCCGACCUCACCUCUCUUCCUAGACACAGUCAAGAAACUGAGGGAUGGGGCUGCUUGUUUUCCUGCAUUUCUGCAGCAUUAAUAAACGUUUGAGACAUGAGUCUAAGCUCCUAGCUCCGGA
This is a messenger RNA of Heterocephalus glaber (naked mole-rat), 1370 nucleotides long. It is a transcript of the gene Clec4g, whose product is annotated as C-type lectin domain family 4 member G. The record is from RefSeq and is a predicted model, not a curated record. NCBI's taxonomy places the organism in Eukaryota, Metazoa, Chordata, Mammalia, Rodentia, Bathyergidae.